Messenger RNA from Ruditapes philippinarum (Manila clam), 2939 nucleotides. RefSeq names its product ero1-like protein. Gene Ontology annotation, molecular function: thiol oxidase activity; protein-disulfide reductase activity; FAD binding. Gene Ontology annotation, biological process: protein folding in endoplasmic reticulum. The coding region runs from base 119 to 427 and encodes 102 amino acids. The record is from RefSeq and is a predicted model, not a curated record. NCBI's taxonomy places the organism in Eukaryota, Metazoa, Mollusca, Bivalvia, Venerida, Veneridae. Gene Ontology annotation, cellular component: endoplasmic reticulum; endoplasmic reticulum membrane. The transcript is spliced from 4 exons.
GAGGUAAUUGGUUGAACAUUUUAGUGAUUAUUUUGCAUUAAGGUAUGCUUUUUUCUCCUAUUAAUUUGCAGAUUAUUCCCUAGAAGGAUUAUGUCUUGAAAAAAGAGCAUUUUACAGGAUGGUUUCAGGCUUACACACAAGUAUAAAUAUACAUUUAUGCUAUGAAUAUUUGUUCCCAGCAACAUGUUAUGGUAAAGAGCAGUGGGGCUCUAACCUUGAAGAAUUCCAGCGAAGAUUUGAUCACUCUCAGACAGAUGGACAUGGACCUCAGUGGCUGAAGAAUCUGUACUUCACAUACUUAGUUGAGCUGAGAGCACUUGCAAAAGCAGCUCCAUACUUUGAAGAGGAAGGGUUCUUUACUGGUGAUAGCGAAGAAGAUGCGGAUGUAAAACACGGUGUUGAAGAUUUACUUAAAGUUAUCAAGUAAGAAUUUUUGAAAUUAUAUUAUUCCUUACUUAAGUGUUAAUUAUUUGCUUUACACGCAUUUAGGUAUGCAUUUAUUUUAAAUAAUUGUGCGUAUAUUAGCACCCAUUUUACAAAAUAAUUUACUCAAAUAAAACACUGCACAAUGAAGUUGUAUGGCAGUUAUACUGGAAAUCUGUCUAGGUGUUGCAAAAGUUAAAGUGGGGCAAGGUAACUGUAAAGCAAAGUUGUUAAAGACUUGGCCCUUUUUACAUUAUCCAAACUUUACAGGAAUUGUAAGUACUAAGUCUAGUUAUGCAUAUUGUUGACACUUUCCAGUUAAAUUAUUUGUGUCACAGUUAUGGCCCUUCAGUGAUUUUUAUGCACCUGAAAGGAGAGCAUACAGUUACUGCCUUGUCAGACAUAGUAUAACCUACUCUGAAAGAGUUAUAUAAAUGAUGCCCCUGGAAUCAAAAGUGACCUGUUCCAGGUGUCAAUUAUCUUAUAUAGACCUGCAUAGAAAAUAUUUUUAUGCCACCUGCGAUUCACCUGUGUGUGUCUGUUUGUUUGUGUGUGUGUGUUCUAAAGAUUAUUUAGUGAACUUAAAAAAUCUUCUUGUGAAAAACCACUAGUCCAAUUUCAACCAAACUUGGCAGGAUUGAUCCUUGAGUGAAGAAUUUCAUUCCAUGCAGAAAUAUGGUUGCCAUGGCAACCAAAAGGAAUUAUAAGAAUAAAUUUAAAAAAUCUUCUUGUAAAGACCCAAAAGGCCUAGAGCUUAGAUAUUUUGCAUAAGGCAUUGUCUGGUAGACCUCUACCCAGAUUGUUCAAAUUAUAGCCCUGGGGUCCAAAUCGGCCCCGCCCCAGGGCUCAUUGAUUUUCACUAUAUGUACAUAUAGUAAAAACUUAAAAUACCUUCUUGUACGAAGGUACUAGGCUUAGAGGUUUGAUAUUUGGUAUGUGUUAUUAUCUAUAGGUACUCUACCAAAGUUGUUCAAAUUUGCCUCUAGUGUCAAAACUAGCCCCGCCCAGGGGGUCAUAGGUUUCCUUACAUGUAUAUAGUAAAAACUUUAAAAAUCAUCUUUUCUAAAUUGACAAAGGCUAGAGAUUAGAUAUUUUGCAUGAAACAUUGUGUAGUUAAUCUCUAGCAAGAUUGUAUUUUUGGUAUAUGAUAUCAUAUAUAGGUACUCUACCAAAGAUGUUCAAAUUUUGCCUCUAGUGUCAAAACUUUGAUAUAUGAUAUCAUAUAUAGGUACUCUACCAAAGUUGUUCAAAUUUCGCCUCUAGUGUCAAAACUAGCCCUGCCUCGGGGUUCAUAGGUUUUCCUUACAUGAAUAUAGUAAAAAUUUAAAAAAAUCAUCUUUUUGAUUUUGACAAAGGCUAGAGGUUAGACAUUUUGCAUUAAACAUUGUGUAGUGAACCUCUAGCAAGAUUAUUCAAAUUAAUGACCUGGGGUCAAAAUUGGCCCCGCCCCUGGGGAUCAUUGAUUUUCAGUCACUAUGUCAUAAAGUAAAAAAAUUAAAAAUCUUAUUAACCAGGUUUUCCGAAGGAAAAAACUGGUUAUUAGAUUGAGGUAUGUCGGCGGGCGGGCGGGCAACUCCUCCUACAUUUCUCAACAGAUUUUGACCAAACUUUCACAGAAGCUUUGUCAUCAAGUGCCCUGGCGCAUAUUGUAGGGGUUUUGCGAUUAGAUAAUAUUUGACCUAAUUAUGGCCCUUUGUUUUUUUUCAUUAUAUAGAAUAUAUAGUGAACAAUUUCUUCUGUGCGCAACUCCUACAUUUCUCAACGGAUUUUGACCAAACUUUCACAGAAGCUUUGUCAUCAAGUGCCCUGACACAUAUUGUCAGGGUUUUGCAAUUGGUAUAUAUUUGACCUAAUUAUGGCCCUUUGUUUUUUUUCAUUAUAUAGAAUAUAUAGUGAACAAUUUCUUCUGUGCGCAACUCCUCCUACAUUUCUCAACGGAUUUUGACCAAACUUUCACAGAAGCUUUGUCAUCAAGUGCCCUGGCGCAUAUUGUCAGGGUUUUGCGAUUAGAUAAUAUUUGACCUAAUUAUGGCCCUUUGUUUUUUUUCCUUAUAUAGAAUAUAUAGUGAACAAUUUCUACAGUGCGCAACUUCUCCUACAUUUCUCAACGGAUUUUGACCAAACUUUCACAGAAGCUUUGUCAUCAAGUGCCCUGGCGCAUAUUGUCAGGGUUUUGUGAUUGGAUAAUAUUUGACCUAAUUAUGGCCCUUUGUUUUUUUUCCUUAUACAGAAUUGAACAAAUUCUCCUGUGCUGAACUCUUCCUACAUUUCUCAACGGAUUUUGUUCAAACUUUCACAGAAGCUUUGUCAUCAAGUGCCCUAGCACAUAUUGUCGGGGUUUUGUGAUUGGAUAAUUUUUUACCUAAUUAUGGCCCUUUGUUUUUUUUCCUUAUACAGAAUAUAUAUAGUGAACACUUCUUCUGUGCGCAAUUCCUCCUACAUUAUUCAUGUUUUACAUUGCACAUAGUUACAUUGUUUGUUGCUUGUAUUUGUAUUUCAAAUACAACAUAUUUAUC